AUGGUGCAGAGCUGGGCAGCGCACCCCAAGCAGGGCCAGCAGCCCACGGAAGAGGCGGCCGCAUCCCUCAGCCCGCCGCUCGACCCGUGCGCCGACCUGGCCGUGGGCCACAAAGGCCGGCGCAGGGGCUGCCAGUGUGCGCUCGGGCAGCGGAGUGGGCGCUGGGCGUGGCGGCUUGCAGAUGCCAGCCGUCGUCCGCGCAGGGUGUGCCGUGAUUCUCUGGAGCGCAGCCGCCACAGCGGCCGCCGCCGCGGCCGUUGUCGGGUGAGUUCGCCGAGCCCCAGGGCCGCCCCACCAGCGGCUGCUGCUGUGAAGCCUCACGCCGUGGACGUCGGCGGCGCGGGCCCGCCCUCCGGAGAGAGAGAGAGAAGCGCGGGCGCGCCGGGCCGCGGCGCCGCUGUCACCGGGGCGGGAGCUGAGAGGCCGCACCGAUCGCGGAGGCAGGAGAGAGGCGCCAUGCCGAGACGAGGCGCUCCAGGCCGCGCGGGGGCCUCAGGUCACCCGGCGGCGGGGCUCACCUCCCGGAGGCGGGCCGUUGGAGGCCUUGAUGGGCCAGGGCGCUCCGCGGGGAGCGCGCGGCCUGCCGCGUGA
Molecule: messenger RNA, 591 nt
Organism: Prorocentrum cordatum
Lineage: Eukaryota; Dinophyceae; Prorocentrales; Prorocentraceae
Source: the annotation of a GenBank genome assembly